Molecule: messenger RNA, 2278 nt
Organism: Paramecium octaurelia
Lineage: Eukaryota; Ciliophora; Oligohymenophorea; Peniculida; Parameciidae
Source: the annotation of a GenBank genome assembly
AUGAAUCAAAAUAAAACUCUUCCCUUUCAGCUUUGUUUCACAGGAUGUAAAAGAUGCUGUUACCAUUGUAAUUUAGGUAAUGAUCAUCUAAUGAAUUAGGAUGUUAAGCAUGUAUGAUUUCGAUGAAGCAAUGUUUGGUUCCCUGUUGCCGAACGAUAUGUGAUUUAAUGAAGACCCUAUGUAUUAAAUUGAACAUCAAAUGUUCUCUAUGUUAGAAUUGCUAUUAAUAAUGUUGUGGUGAAAUGUGCAAUUGUUAGUUUCGCUGCACAAACCCUUUCCUUAUCCAAGAUCAGAUUCCAUAAGAACUCUUUGAAAUUCUUUAGAAUUUUGAUUAUCUUGGAGAACAACAAAUGUUUUGCUAUGGGAAUGUUCAUGUACUCAAAGAGAACAUCUUACAUCCGUAUUCAUCCUUUAUUAAUAUGUAGAUCAUCAGAGUUACAUAAUCCUAUCAUGUUUGCUGAGAAAAUCAUUGAUCAUUCAAAUAAAUCGAUGGCAAAAUAGUUGGCUGCUGAGUGGAUUCCAAGGUUGAAAUAACGAUUUCCUCAUAUAUUAUAAUUAUAAUGUAAAGCUAUAUCAAAUUUGAUUUAGUACUGUUACAAAGAUAAGUAGAUGGAUUUUUUAGCAAAUAAUACAGAACCUAUUUAUUUUAUGAUUACAUAUUGGAUUCAUUCCAACAAGAGUUUUAGUAUCGUAUGAAGAUGGACAAUUAUUUCUCUUAAAAGGAAUUGCUUGCAUAUUUUCUAGCUAUAUUAUCUGGAAUCAAUUACUUGCAAACUCAGGGCAUUAAUCCAUCAUUCAUUGAUUUAAAUGAAGUAUAUCUAACUCAAACUGGAACUAUAAAGCUUCUAGAUCCUUCAUUCUACCCAAGAAGAUCUCCCAUGCAGCAAGUUCUCGAGGAUAUGUAAUGUCAUUUAUUUAUUUUAUUUAGUGCUUAGAGUAAGAAGAUAUAUGCAAAAAUAAUAAGAAGAUCAAAUAAUAUUAAAUAUUACCUUUCCCCUGAACAAUUGCAAGUGUAUAUUCUAAUAAUUUCUUAUUUUAGGAGAUAAAUACUGGAAAUGACCAGACUAGAUUAAACUCUUGUUUGUUUACUCUUGCUAUAUAAAUGAUUUAAUAUUCAAUCAUGAAAAGCAUGGAUGAUUGCUAUGUCAAUUACUCUAUUAAUUUUGAAUUAUUAAAUGAAAGGAAAACCCAAGCCAGCUAAUUCUUAAGUAUAGAUUUUAUGAUGCUAUUGAAUUAAUGCUUAGAAGUAGAUCCAGAUUAGAGAAUUUCAACAUCAUUAGCUUAUUAAUAAUUCAUUAGAUUACCUGAUGUUCAAAUGCUAAUUUUGGAAAUGCCAAAAGAAUUUGGAUUGGCUUAUAAUUCAUUAAUUUUAUAACAAGAUUUCCAAAUAUAAUUACCUUAGACUAUCAAAUUAUUACCUUAAUCUAAUGAGAUCAAUUAAUAACCAUUUUAAGAAUAUAUUAGACCAUAAUAAUAGUAAAUAAAACCAUAAAAAAAUGCCUUUGAAGAAUUAUUAAAAUAAAAAAAUUAUUAGAUUGGAUAAAAGCAAGAGUCAGUCUUUACUAAAAUUCUUAGAGAAAAAAACUACCAAUUCGGCUAUAAACCAAAACCAAAUGUUAGAGAAUAAUUAGAACUUUAUUCGCCUCAAGAUUCAUUUAUUGAUAAAUUAGACAUGUAUCGCUAAUAACCAUUAAUUUUAUAUUAACAAUAAAGUCCUGUGGAAAAACAAAUUUAAGUGUUCCCAAUAUAAUAGGAAUUGGACAAUCAAGAGUAUAAGUUUAUAAGGGAAACAUACCCAAAUGGCUGUAUUUAUGAGGGAUAUAAACUCAACAAUCAAAGAGAAGGUUAAGGUAUAUAUAUAUGAUAAAUGAAUUAAGGAAAAUAUAUUCAUCCAACAGGAGCUUUUUAUGAGGGUUAAUGGCAUAAUAAUAAGAUGGAAGGGAUGGGAAAAUUUUAUAACAAUGACUUUUUAAUUUAUGAUGGAGAAUGGAAGGAAGAUGAAUACCAUGGUCAAGGAAGAGAAUAUAAUGAUGAUCCUGAUAACUUAGGCGUAGUGAAUUAUAGAAACUUCAGUAAUAUUGAAUAAAUAUGGAUGACCUAUUAGGGAACCUUUUAAAAUGAUAAAAGGGAAGGAUAAGGGAAUAUGGAAUUUGUCAACGGUGCUGUUUUUCAUGGAGAGUUUCGAAAUGGGUUACCUCAUGGGAAAGGGAAAUAUAGUGAUAAGGAUUAGAGGAUUAUUGGUUAGUGGAAUGAGGGGAGAUUCUUAGAUGAUUUGUGA